GAGCGGGGCGCUGCGGGCGGUGGGCGCUGGGGAGCGCGGCGCCGCGGGCUGUGCGGGGCCAUGGGGAGCGUGCGCUGGGCCUUCCCCUGCGCCGCCUGGCGCCCCAGCCGCGAGGAGUGGCUGCUGGCGGCGCGGCUGGUGCAGCCCGAGGAGAAAGACCGCGUCGGACAGUUUGUCUUUGCCCGCGAUGCCAAAGCCGCCUUGGCUGGUCGGCUGCUGAUACGGAAAUUAAUUGCAGAAAAGUUGUGCAUUCCUUGGAAUGAAAUACGCUUGCAAAGGACAUCCAAAGGAAAACCUUUCCUGGCAAAUAAUCUAUUCAGUUUUUCUUCCAAUUACAACUUCAAUGUCUCUCAUCAAGGAGAUUAUGCAGUUCUUGCAGCUGAGCCAGAGCUUCAAGUUGGCAUUGAUAUUAUGAAGACUAGCUUACCAGGUAGUAGCUCAAUUCCAAAUUUCUUUCGCAUCAUGAAAAGGCAGUUUACUGAAACUGAGUGGGAUGUAAUCAAUUCUAGGAGUAAUGAAUGGAUGCAACUGGAUAUGUUCCACAGACACUGGGCCUUAAAGGAAAGCUUCUUAAAGGCUGUUGGAGUUGGAAUUGGUUUUAACUUGCAAAGAAUUGAAUUUAAUGUGUCCCCAUUGCAACUGGAAAUAGGGAAGGUGUAUAAUGAGACAAAAAUGCUUCUGGAUGGAGAGAAAGAAGAAGAGUGGGCAUUUGAGGAAACCAGGUUAGAUGACCAUCAUCAUGUUGCAGUGGCUCUUGGGAAACAAGAGGAAUUUGGACAGAAGAAUUCUGAUGUAUGUUCCAUGGAGCCAAACCAACCACAGUUUACAUUAUUGACUUUUGAAGAUCUAGUUGCAUCUGGUAUUCCAGUUGCACCCGAGGACUCUGCAUGUUGGGACAAUUUUUGUUCUAAGCAGGAGGGGCCAAUGAAACAGAAUUCAUAUUCAAGAUAAUACUUGGAAGAAAAAGAAAAUUGUCAAAGAUUUUUAUGGUGUUUCUCUGCGUAGUUCAGAGCAUGGGAAUAAGUGCACGUGUGGAAAUGAAACAUGUUUUUCCUUACUUAAACUAACAGUCUGCUUUUCACCUUUUUGAAACUGACAUUCUUUUAUCAGUAUCUUAAGGAAUUCUGAGGGAAAAGCUGACCACAUGCUUUUUUGCUUGGCCAUACCUGUGGUUCUUACACUUCAAUACUUAGCCAUUUAUGGAGCAGUGAUCAGAGCUACAAUAAUGUAAUUGAGUAGUCAACAAGGUUUUAAUGUAUAAAAUGAGUUCCCAUACUUAAUUUGUGCUGCAGCUUGAACUAUCAUACUGCUUUUUCUGUUACAAAAGUAGUAGUUUUAUUCUUAGAUGGAUAAAUAAAUCCAGAAAAAAAUGGUACUAAUCCUUUUGCUGUUACCAUAUGGUGCAUUUGUACAACACUUUGCACGAUGAAGAACUCUGAACCCUAGCAGUCUUAGAACUACAUCUGUGCAAAAUUAAUUUGGGGCAGGGAAUUAACUUAAAAGUAUUUUAUAUCCUUUUUACUUACAUUCUUUGUUGAUUAAAGCUUCCUGUAUGCAACUUAGGACUUGAUUUUUAAAGGUUCUUUUCUGUACUAUUUCCUUUUGCAGCAGGUAUGAGCCAAACAGCAGUUUUCUUAGACUUGCAAUUAUAUCUGUACUGUCCUGACCUUUAAGUCAUGUAGGGGGAAAAACGAAAAAU
Calypte anna (Anna's hummingbird) is the source of this 1699-nucleotide messenger RNA. RefSeq names its product aminoadipate-semialdehyde dehydrogenase-phosphopantetheinyl transferase (gene AASDHPPT). Lineage: Eukaryota; Metazoa; Chordata; Aves; Apodiformes; Trochilidae. The coding region runs from base 61 to 951 and encodes 296 amino acids. Gene Ontology annotation, cellular component: cytosol. The record is from RefSeq and is a predicted model, not a curated record. Gene Ontology annotation, molecular function: holo-[acyl-carrier-protein] synthase activity; magnesium ion binding. The transcript is spliced from 6 exons.